Messenger RNA from Lichtheimia ornata, 258 nucleotides. Its product is annotated as 30S ribosomal protein S17. Gene Ontology annotation, cellular component: mitochondrion; ribosome. NCBI's taxonomy places the organism in Eukaryota, Fungi, Mucoromycota, Mucoromycetes, Mucorales, Lichtheimiaceae. Gene Ontology annotation, biological process: translation. The transcript is spliced from 2 exons. The record is from RefSeq and is a predicted model, not a curated record. Gene Ontology annotation, molecular function: structural constituent of ribosome. Bases 1 to 258 code for a protein of 85 amino acids.
AUGCGGCAGAACUUUAUUGGAAUGGUGGUUGGCAAUGCCAUGCAAAAGACUGUCAAGGUCAAGGUCACUCGCUCAAAGUUGCACCCUAUCGUUCUCAAGACUAUCAAAUCGCACAAGAACUACCUUGCACACGACGAGAACCAACUCUGUGGUUUGGGCGAUGUUGUCCGUAUCGAGGCAUGCCGACCUUUGAGCAAAAACAAGCACUUUACCGUUGCAGAGAUUGUUCGUAGCGCAAAGGGUGCCAACGCCAACUAA